Molecule: messenger RNA, 894 nt
Organism: Enterobius vermicularis (human pinworm)
Lineage: Eukaryota; Metazoa; Nematoda; Chromadorea; Rhabditida; Oxyuridae
Source: the annotation of a GenBank genome assembly
AUGCCGCUAUUAGUGAUUACUGGGGGCCCUGCUGUUGGUAAAUCGACAAUUGUUGGAAGGAUCUGUGAAUAUUUCAGUAAAAAUGACUCUCUAAGUGUUGAGGUAAUUUCAGAUGAACAGGAUGGGAGUUUUUCACGAAAGUUGUACGAAAAUCCUAGGGACGAACGGCAGCAUCAUGACUUUCUUCGAUCGGAAGUCCAGCGGCAACUGUCCAGGCAGUCUCUUGUUAUCUGUGAUUCUCUAAAUUACAUUAAAGGGUUUCGAUACGAACUUUACUGCAUUGCGAAGCUAGUAAAGACAACAUAUGCUGUUCUUCUUUGCAGUGCGGACGAAAAAACUUCUUUAUGGCUUAACUCUCAAAAGAUCGACCACGAAAAGUAUUCCACCGAAGUAAUUAAGGACCUAAACAAACGGUAUGAAAAACCUGAAGCAAAAAACCGGUGGGACUCUCCACUGUUCGAAGUUCAUAUUGGUUCGGAGGAAGUACAUGAAACAACUUUAGAAGGAAAUAGCGGUUAUUUAUCUCCAAAAUUUGUGUCACUUCCUUUAGAAGGUCUUCAAUCUUCGCUCAUUGAAGGCAAGGAUUUACCAGUGAAUAUGAGCACCUUGAACACCCCAUUAAUUACGCAUGACUUUGCUCAAACUCUGGAGCAAGUUACAAAAGAUGUUGUUUCAUCGGUAUUUCAACAACAAAAUAAUGCAAUCGUAGGGGAUUCGUUUAUUGUGCCUUACUGUUCGCCUGAGAAUGAAAGAGCAAUAUUCAGGCGCAAACGAUCGCUUCCUGAGUUGUCCAGGUUGCGGAGGCAAUUUAUAGCGUAUGCGAAAAAGCAUCCUGUUGAGGAGACAUCUAAGAUUGCCGCUCUUUUUGUAAAUUUUUUGAAUUCUAACUUAUAG